Molecule: messenger RNA, 1779 nt
Organism: Eurytemora carolleeae
Lineage: Eukaryota; Metazoa; Arthropoda; Copepoda; Calanoida; Temoridae
Product: alpha-(1,3)-fucosyltransferase C
Exons: 13
Coding region: 302-1570 (422 amino acids)
Cellular component (GO): membrane
Molecular function (GO): alpha-(1->3)-fucosyltransferase activity
Source: RefSeq, a predicted model, not a curated record
UAAAAUAAACUUGUUCAAAAUGUUUAAGAGGAAAAAAGGUUUGGUUUGAAUAAUAUUUUACACCAUUCUCAUAUAAAGUUUUCAAGAGAAGAAAUCGAAAAGAUGAUUUUAUCGCCAUAAUUUAAGCAACUAAAAAUUAAGAUAUUUAGUUAUUUUUGACGAAAAUAACUUGUUGUCAAAUUAAGAAAGUGACGAUAAUUCUCCUUUUCCCCGGCCUAUCUUUACAUUAAGCCCUAAUUCCUGAUCAAGUGAUCAAACAAGAUCAAUUUUGGACAUUUUUUGAUUGAUUUAACAUUGAUCCAUGAUGUUAAAGGGAAGAUUACCAACAGUCAUCAUGGCUUUAGCAGGAUUGUUGGUUCUGACCCAGCUAGUCUAUAUCUCCAACAAAGAGGAUCCAGUACAGAUCAAUUCUUUAACAGUCUUUAACAAUUUCAACAUUAAACAAGAAAAGUUGAAAGCAGAAGAAUCUGAAUCAGAACCAGCUGAAAUCAAACAUAUUCUUUAUUUUAACAAGUAUUUCCAUCUUGUUGACUGGAAUUUUGGAUUUGGAAGAGAACCUUUUAUUACUAACCAGUGUGCCAACAGUAACUGUUAUAUUACAAACAAUAGGAGCUAUCUUCCAUCUUUAUCCGAUUUUGAAGCACUUCUUUUUCAUUCUAGAGAUAUGGAAUCAAAAUAUGUUCAGGUUCCCAACCCUGCCAGGAGAAAAACAAAUCAAAAGUAUAUUUUUUACUCAUUGGAAUCUCCUCUAAAUGAUGGACUGGACCUUAAUAACCAUAGGCUAAAGUCCUUUUUCAACUGGACAAUGAGUUACAGAAUAGACUCCGAUAUAUAUCUUCCAUAUGGUUAUGUUUCUGAAAAAGAAUCCGGGUCUGUUUUAGCGCCAUAUCCUCCAAAAUGGCCGAAUUCAUCUGUUGUGAGGUCCAUGCCCGUUCUCCCGCCAAAAUGGCGUCAACACCAAGAUAAACGUAAGCUAGUCAGCUGGGUUGUGUCAAAUUGCAAGACACAUUCAAAAAGAGAGGAAUAUGUUGAGGAGCUGAGAAGGUUUAUCCCUGUAGACCAGUUUGGAAAGUGCAAUGAUAACCCCUGUGAUGAAUCAACGUGCUUGAAAGAUAUGGAGAAAAAUUACAAAUUUUAUCUUUCCUUCGAAAAUUCAUUUUGCAAGAAUUAUGUAACGGAAAAGUUCUGGAAUGCUCUAGAGCUUAACAUGAUCCCGAUUGUGCUAGGUUCAGGAGAUUAUGAAGUAAUAGCACCUCCCCACUCCUAUAUAAAUGUUAAGGAUUUCGAUUCGGCGGAACACCUGGCAGAAUAUCUUCUAAUGCUUGAUAAAAAUGAAACGGAGUAUUUAAAGUAUUUCUGGUGGAAAGAAAACUAUAAGAUUAUUACAGAUAUCAAAGUGAUAACUGCGAAGAGUAUGUGCAAUUUGUGCGAAAAACUUCACGAACAAGAGAAUACGGAAGUAGUAAAAACUAAGGAGGAAUUAGAAUUUCUAGCUGGUUGGUGGCAAAACAAUAAAUGUAUUGUAGAUAAAACUUUUAAAGAAUUGUUUAGAAAGGUAUUAAAAGAUUAAAAUAUAAUGCCAGAAUCAGAUAUACAACUUUUUUAAGACUGAUUUUGAACAGAAAAUUAGUAUUUAUCAAGAAUCUUCGAGAUGCAGAGAAAAAGUCCAGAUACUUUAUGACAUGCCAAAAUAAAAUUAUUAAAAUCCUGAUUUAUGCAAUGUUUUUGCUUGUCUAGCUCUGGACACAUUGUGAUUAUUUCUAGAUGUAUCUAGAUGUA